CACAGUUUGGGAGCUGGAAGAAAACAAGAUAACCUGGAGAAACCCAAGAAGACACAUGAUGUUGAAGAAACAUGGGUGCAUGAGGCACAGAGGAGCCAUAGGUCGGUGGUCAUGUCUCCCAAAGUAGCUCACCAGCAGAGCAAGGCGGAGGACACAGCAGUGCAGGUGGCGGUUCGAGUGCGCCCGCUGCUUCCUAAAGAAGUCCUCCACAACCAUCAGAGCUGCAUCACUGCCCUGCCCGAGGACAGGAGGGUUACUCUCGGCCACGAUCGCCACUUCCACCUUGACUUUGUCUUUGAGGAAAGCUCCACUCAGGAAGACGUGUACGCAGCUUGUGUGCAACCCCUCAUCGAGGCCUUCUUUAAUGGAUUUAACGCCACCGUCUUUGCUUACGGACAGACUGGAUCGGGCAAAACCUACACGAUUGGGGAGGCUAACAUAUCCUCCUUUGGUGAUGAUGAGCAAGGGAUCAUUCCCAGAGCGGUGGCUGAGACCUUCAAGCUCCUGGAUGAGAAUGACCUCAGCGAUUUCUCAGUCAGAGUGUCCUACCUCGAGGUCUACAAGGAGAUCUUCAGAGACCUUCUGGAGGUGGAGACCGCGAGUAAGGACAUUCAUAUCCGGGAAGAUGACAAGGGUAACAUAGUUCUUUCAGGAGUAAAGGAGUGCGAGGUGGAGGGGAUCGACGAGGUUCUAAGUCUCUUAGAAUCCGGUAACACGGCCCGCCACACGGGAGCCACCCAGAUGAACCCUCACUCCAGCCGCUCUCACACCAUAUUCACCAUAACGAUGGAGCAGAGGCGGAGCGGCUCCCGCGUUACCAGCGGAAACCCGCAGAUUCUUACCUCCAAGUUCCAUUUCGUAGACCUGGCUGGGUCUGAGCGCAUCCUCAAAACCGGCAACACCGGCGAGCGGCUCAAAGAGAGCAUUCAGAUCAACAGCGGACUUCUCGCGCUGGGAAACGUCAUCGGUGCGCUGGGGGACCCCAAGAGGAAAGGCACCCAUAUUCCUUACAGGGACUCCAAAAUCACAAGGAUUUUAAAGGAUUCCCUCGGUGGCAACGCUAAGACACUCAUGAUCGCCUGCAUCAGUCCCUCCUCCUCUGACUUUGAUGAGAGCCUGAACACCCUAAAUUAUGCCAAACGGGCUCGCAACAUCCAAAACCGAGCCAUGGUAAACUAUCGCGGGGAGCCAGACAGAGUCGAAAACCUGGAACUGCAGAUUAAAGCGCUGAAGCGAGCCCUAGAAAACCGGCAGCGCUCGGAGACCAGGAUCCUGGCCCGUUCCGAACCCGAACGUCGGUUGCGCUCUCUCGAGCCUGACGUGACCAGGCUGCAGGUAGAGAGCGCCCACUAUCGGACGUGCACAGACUCGGCAUACAGGCUGCUGAUGGAGCUUCAGGGCGAGGGCACGCUGAACCCCGCCCAGCUGCUCCGCGUGAAGGAGUGGCUCUGUACCGUGGAGGAGGAACGCAGUGGUCUGAGCACAGCCUCGGGACUGGACAGCGGCAUUGAGAGCAGCUCUACUGAGGACACCAACGCGCUGAAAAAGGGACGCGCACUUUUAACAGCACAGGAUUCAGAACAUGUGAAGGAGAAGUGGGGCAGCGAGAGGGAGGACUGCACCUCCCAUCUGCAGGCACAGAUUCAGCACUUAGAGCAGGAAAACACAGACUUCCUGGCUGCACUAGAAGAUGCAAUGGAACAGUACAAACAGCAGAGUGACAAGCUGCAGGAGCAACAGGACCUGAUAGCUGAACUUCACUUUUUUUUGGCCCAGCCAGGCGUGGGGCUGGUUCAGCUGACACAAAGACCUCAUACUGCACCAAUCAACUCGGCACAGCAAGCAACCCUCAGCUCAGGGCGUGUAUCAUCUCUCUGUAAUGAAGACAUCGGGGAUAGUUCUGCACGACAGGUCGGUCUGGGCCCUCCUAUACACGACCACUCAUUUUCUGAACAGGCCCAGUGCGAGUAUGGGCUAAGGGACAAGGAGUGCGAGUCCCGUGUCGAGGAUACCGAAGGCGAGGACACUCUUGACAAGCUCAAAGACAAACGCAAAUUUACAAAUAUUACCUGGUGGAAAAAGGAUGCACCAUUUCAAGGAUCUCCGGGAAGGGCUAGGGCACCUCUGUCUCAGGUCCUGCCAGGUCACCCUCCAGUAAUACACUACAACAGACGAACAUCUAACAGUAGUGUAGAGAGCUCGGUGCUGGAUAGCCUGAGAGGCUGCACGUGGGAGAUGGGGUCAGAGAGAGGACUGAUCCUCGCUCAGCAGAAGAUCAGAGAGCUGUCCGUCACUAUUCGCAUGAAGGAGGAUCUCAUCAAGGAGCUGGUCAAAACAGGUAAGGAUGCCCAGGCCAUGAACCGACAGUACAGUCAGAAAGUGACUGAGCUGGAGCAGGAGGCUGAGCAGGCCCGGGCCGAGCUCACCGAAGCACACAGACAGCUGCAGGAGCUGGAGGUGCAGGGUAGCCGUGACGCUGCCGACCGCUCCAAAGCCCAGGAGUGCAGGAGGAAAAUCGCAGCCGCACAGACUAAAGUACAGGUUCUAAAGCAGAGGCAGAGGGACACCGCUCAUCUGGCCUCCCUGUCAGUCCAGAGCGAGCGGCGUGUCCAGGAGUUGGAGAGGAGCGUUCAGAGUCUGCGACAACAGCAGGACCAGCUCCAGCGGCGCCUCAGAGAGGAGAGCCAGCAGAAGAGGCGACUGGAGAGCGAGAUGCAGCGAGGCAAACACCGGGUGAAGGAGCUGGAGAUAAAGAACGAGCAGCAGCAGAAGAUUUUACGCAUUAAGACGGAAGAAAUCGCUGCUUUCCAGAGGCAAAGGAGGAGUGGCAGUAACGGCUCGGUCGUCUCAUUAGAGGAGCAGCAGAAGAUCGAGGAGCAGAAGCGAUGGCUGGAUGAGGAGAUGGAGAAGGUUCUGGAGCAGAGAAAAGGUCUAGAAGAUCUUGAAGGGGAGCUUACCAAAAGAGAGGAGAUCCUUGCUAAGAAGGAGGCGCUGCUCCAGGAGCGCAGUGGCCUGGAGACCAAACGACUCCAAUCCAGCCAGGCUCUGAGUAAGGACCUGACGACUCUUUCAAACCGGAUCGAGUCCCUCGAACAGGAACUGAGUGAGAGAAACAGUCAGCUGCGCAGCAGCAGCGCUCAGGACUCGCAGCACAUUCGACAGGAGAUCUCCAACCUGCGACAGGAUAAGGAGCAACUCCUCAAACAGAGGGUGGAGCUGGACGACAAGCUUCGCCAGGGCAACCUGCUCUCUCCCGAGGAGGAGCGCAUUCUGUUUCAGCUGGACGAGGCUAUAGAAGCACUGGACGCUGCGAUCGAGUACAAGAACGAGGCCAUUACGCAGAGGCAGAGGCAGCUGCGGGCGUCCGGCAGCAUGCUCACUCAGUGGGAAAUGAAUCUGAUGGCUAAACUCACGUACCUGUCGGCCUCUGAGACACGCGCCCUGCUCUGCAAGUACUUCGAUAAGGUGGUUUCCCUGCGAGAGGAGGAGCGGAGGCUACAGAUGGCUCUAGCUGAGCUGGAGAUGAGGGCGGAUGAGCAGCAGCGUCUGGUCAUGUGGUUGGAGUCGGCUCUGGAGCGCCAGCAGCUGGAUACAGACCGCCGGCUCACGCUGCAGCAGAAAGAACAUGAAAGGAACACGCAGCUCUUGCUACAGCAGUGCAGAGGUCAAAUGGAUGAAGGUCUGGCUGGUAGGCAGCGACAGUACGAGGGCUUGAUCCACAACCUGAGCAAAGAGCUGAAAAUGUGCAAAGCAGCCAAUCAGGAGCUUAGCAACAAAAUAAGAGAUAUUUGUGGAAGUGGAGAUCAGAUCGCCGGUGGAGAUAGAUGCACUCCUGAACCUGAGAGACUGCCCAAGUCCAGAGAGGAAAUGCGAGAGCUGGUGAAUGCGCCACUGCCCCCCACGUGGAGGCGCUCGUCCCUACCAAUCGAAGACCAGCACAGUUUGGAGGAGUUAAGACAAAGAGCAGCAAGUGAGCUCUCUGUCCACAGAAUCGUCCAGCCUAACAUGAACAUGAACUCCGCACAUUGGAACGGCUCCGGCUCUCUGGUCCUUAACAAACCGCGUAGAGACUUUCGCAGGUCGAGCCUAAAUACAGGACCGGCCUCAAAUUCUGCUAUUAUUGAUGUUCGGAAAAAUCCAGUCUAGCUGACUGUGUGUCAGAAUGUAUUAUUACUGUUUUAAAUUCAACAAUUCUGUUUUAUUUUUAUUGCUAAAUUAUACUGUGUAUUCGUAUCCAUUUGUUCACAUUAACAUUCUGUGUACAGUAUUAAAGCACUUUUUAUGCUGUAUAGAAUUCA
Trichomycterus rosablanca is the source of this 4298-nucleotide messenger RNA. It is a transcript of the gene kif7, whose product is annotated as kinesin family member 7. Gene Ontology annotation, cellular component: microtubule associated complex. NCBI's taxonomy places the organism in Eukaryota, Metazoa, Chordata, Actinopteri, Siluriformes, Trichomycteridae. The transcript is spliced from 19 exons. The record is from RefSeq and is a predicted model, not a curated record. Gene Ontology annotation, molecular function: microtubule binding; ATP binding; microtubule motor activity. Gene Ontology annotation, biological process: microtubule-based movement; mitotic spindle organization; spindle elongation. Bases 112 to 4146 code for a protein of 1344 amino acids.